AUGAAUAUACUGGAUGAAUAUAAAUCACGCAUAAGUAGAAAUAUACCUUUAAUAGCCGACGAUACCUUCAAGAAGCUCCUCGAAAAUUGUUUUAGUUACUUAACGGACAAAAAAGAAGUGCACAAUACUACCGAUUUGUACAAUUCGAAACCGGACGUAACGAAGGAAGUUUACGCGGCCUUUUUGGCCGUUACCGCCGAAUUCGUCAGAUCGAAUUUAUCGAACGAUGAAGUGGCGAAAUAUUUGCAAGAUUGCGGACUCGCUCGUAAUCGAAUCGAUUUGUACCUACAGCAGUUCGUAAAGGAGAGAUUGUCGGUUGAAAUCGCUUUGUUGAAUAUCGGUAAUACUUUGCCGCAUAUUACGGACGUUAAGUGGAAAAUAGACUACAUUGUGAAGUCGAGUGAAAUGGAUUCGGCAGAUGGGCCUCUUUUUAGAAUAUGUUUCGUGGCAGAGGAAUUUAGCGAAACGGACGGUAAAGCGUUAAGGAAUAUUCAUUUUACCUGCAAUUCUGUGGAGUUGCUGGAUUUGAUAUACAAAUUAAAAGAUGCCGUGCGACAUUGCAGCAAUUUAACCCACAGGUUAUUCUAA
This is a messenger RNA of Phyllotreta striolata, 588 nucleotides long. The record is from the annotation of a GenBank genome assembly. Lineage: Eukaryota; Metazoa; Arthropoda; Insecta; Coleoptera; Chrysomelidae.